This is a messenger RNA of Venturia canescens, 1215 nucleotides long. RefSeq names its product SRR1-like protein. The coding region runs from base 257 to 1093 and encodes 278 amino acids. The transcript is spliced from 2 exons. The record is from RefSeq and is a predicted model, not a curated record. NCBI's taxonomy places the organism in Eukaryota, Metazoa, Arthropoda, Insecta, Hymenoptera, Ichneumonidae. Gene Ontology annotation, cellular component: cytoplasm; nucleus. Gene Ontology annotation, biological process: microtubule-based process.
AAUACCAUCUCGGCAAUGAUGAUCGUAAACUGACUAGCGUAUUCGAACUCGUGCUUAUUUUAAAUCCUAACCUUUUUUAUUGAGCCCAUUCACGGCAUAUGCCAUUUUCAAAAGUUUUGAGUAAACCUUGCUAAUUUUGCAAUCAGAAGAGACUCGAAAGAAAGGUUAUAACGGAACAGGUAAAUGAUCAUGAUUCGUUUACAUUAUGAAUCCGUCACUACCAAAGAUUCCAAGCAGAAAUAUGUGAGAGUAGAAUAUGUCGGAUGUCGAUGAGUAUAAAGUUGUAACUCGUCGGAGGAAAUCCAAUAGGUUUUUUCGGGGAGUUCAUCGAUUGACGGUAGCUUCAAAAGAAGAACGAAUUGAAGAUCCUGAUAUAGACUUGGAACGCGUUAGACGGGGAAUUUUAGCAGCUGUAAACUUCAUAGAGGAAUCCAACUACAAGGAUAUCCUGUUCCAAGGUCUGGACGAAGCUUUGAGACUUAUAAAAGCUCCAGAUUUACCGGAUAUUAUAUGUUACGGUUUGGGAAAUUUCUCACAGUCCAGAGCACCGAAAUUUCAAUUAGCUGCUGUUUUAGCAAUUAAAUCACGUUAUCGAAGCAUAGUUUAUGCGUACGAUCCACUUUUUUUCAAGCCUGAGCUCGAGAUUCUCAAAGAAUUGGGAAUACAAACAAUUGAUACCAACGAGGAAGCAAAACGUACCAUUGAAGAUAGAACAAGCCUUGUUUACAUGCCGCAUUGUCCAUAUCAACUGACAAAUAAUUUCAUUUAUGCCAACUGGGCUGCCAAGAAUUUGCUAAAUUGUCUUGUUCUCUCAAACAGUUUUGGAGAGCUUGUCGAUUCAGUAUUUUCUAAAAAUAUUGAACAUUCUACAAAUUAUAUUGACAGAAUAAGCCCCUACACAACUGAAAUAAAAUUAAAAAACAACUUUGAAUACGAGGAAGUUUUCAACGGAAGUUCCAUACACAUUUUUAGUCAAGAAAAUAUUGACAAAGUUCCAACAGAAUUUUGGGAUUGCAGAAAGGCUCCGAUUUAUCAAGACGAAAAUUGUGAAUUUGUAAGGAGCUCCAAUUUAUCAGUGAACCUUCAAUCUUGAUGCAGAUUUUUUUUUCAAAAUAACCGCAUGCAACGUUGAAAUUAGUUAAAGGUUAUUCGAUAGUAUAAUUCGAUCACAAUAAUUGUACAUAAAGUAAAAGAUGAGGGAAAAUCUGCAACUUA